AUGAAGUCUGGACUCCCGCAUUUCGAGCUCCCAGCAUUCAGCUUUCCAGGCUACUGGACGAUAGUCCUAGGUCUCCAGGAUACCGUUGAGAGGCGAGAGCGGCACCAAAUCGAUCUGAUGAGUUGCAAGACCCUGUUGCUCUCCAUUGAGCCCACGUUGAGGAGAGCGUCUUUUCCACGAGCAGGUAACAGCAGACCAUACAUCACUCCCGCCUUUUCCAUUCAAACGCUCAACGAUAUCAGCAAGAUGGACGAGAACAAGCGCCGCGCCAGAGAGUGCUUGACUCGCGCUCGCAAAACCCUCCUCGAGUCUGAGGAAAGCGUCUUCGUUCGCAAGGUCGAGGCCGCCAUGAAGCGCAUCUUCGACAUCACCCCCCUCAUGCGCGCCAACAACACCACCUCCACCACUACCACUACCACUACUGCCGAGAUUCCCAACAGCACCAACCAGCAGGCCUUGCGCUGCAUGCUACAAGCCUGGGACUACUUUGAGCUGGUGGACGACUACACGUCCGCCGAUCUGGUAAAGGCGCUGGCCGAGGAGAUCUUCGGUGGCGACGCAUGGGGCAGUGCCAUCCAGGCAUACGUCGAAGAAGAUGCUAUCACGAAGCAUCAGGGAGAAGUGGAUUGA
Messenger RNA from Zasmidium cellare ATCC 36951, 630 nucleotides. RefSeq lists its product as uncharacterized. The transcript has 4 exons. The record is from RefSeq and is a predicted model, not a curated record. The coding region runs from base 1 to 630 and encodes 209 amino acids. Lineage: Eukaryota; Fungi; Ascomycota; Dothideomycetes; Mycosphaerellales; Mycosphaerellaceae.